AUGACAGAUGAAGAAAAUUGCUUCUUUGAAGGAAUAGGUAUUGAUCAGGACCGUGUUGUUGAUGAUGAGCAUUAUGUGGUCAAUGAACUUUGUUGUGCUAUUUGUCAAGGCCUUUUAUGGAAGCCAAGAUCAUGUGCUUCUUGUCAACAUUUAUUUUGUAAUCAAUGUAUUCGAAUAUGGCUGAAGUUAAAUCCAAUUUCAUGUCCCUUUCGUUGUUCUCCAUAUGAAGAAAAACGUGCACCACCACAUAUUCAUUCUCUCUUGGGUCGUUUAUCCAUUCGUUGCCGUAACAGUUCAUUUGGUUGUACAAAAAUUCUAUCCUACGAUUUAUUGGAACAACAUGAAACUGAAGAAUGUCAGUUUUCAACUAAACAAUGCAACAUAUGUAGAAAAUAUAUAUUAAUAAGUGAAAUUGAUCAACAUCAAAUGUUUUGCAUGCCUACAACGAUUCAAUGUUCUAUUUGCAAAUGUCACGUAGACCGAACUGUAUAUCGACAACAUACAAUCAAAUGUUGCAUAGAAAGAUUAGAUCGCUUAAUUGAACAGAUGAUGCCAUCACCAGAUGAUUUUGAAAUACCUGAGAACAAUACAUUUACUUUUCCACAGGAACUUGGCAAUGCAACAGGAUUCACUCAAUUAAAUAAUGGAUUACAACGAUUUUUAUCUCUGAUGCCUAAAAUGGCAUUUUCAUUAUCAACUAAAUCUAUUGGAAAAGGAUCACGAUCUAAUAGUACUAUCCGUACAGCAAUAGCACGUGAUUAUGAUCGAAAAAAAUUGGCAACAAAACUUGAAGUUAAACUUGAAAGAGAUUAUGAUACACUUGAACGUAAAAUGAUGUCACGUGCUAAAUGGAAUCAACGUGCUGAAAAUAAUAAUCUACGUUCAAAUCCAACAACUAAUCAUAAUAAUAAUCAAGAUCGUUCAACAAUAUCUCUCGAACAUUAUAUACAACGAGAAAAAAUAAAACAAGAAAAUAUUAUUAAUGCAAAACGUAUGGGUAAUGAAAGAAUUCGACGCUCUUCAGUAAACACUUUACCAAAAGUUUAA
Molecule: messenger RNA, 1047 nt
Organism: Rotaria sp. Silwood1
Lineage: Eukaryota; Metazoa; Rotifera; Eurotatoria; Philodinida; Philodinidae
Source: the annotation of a GenBank genome assembly